Molecule: messenger RNA, 933 nt
Organism: Myxocyprinus asiaticus (Chinese sucker)
Lineage: Eukaryota; Metazoa; Chordata; Actinopteri; Cypriniformes; Catostomidae
Gene: gpx4b
Product: glutathione peroxidase 4b
Exons: 7
Biological process (GO): response to oxidative stress
Molecular function (GO): glutathione peroxidase activity
Source: RefSeq, a predicted model, not a curated record
AGAGGCGUGUCUUCCUCAUCAGUGGGCGGGGUUUGUCACUGCUGCAGUACUAUGUGGUUGUUUCAGAGAGCGCUGCUGAUCGGGGUUUUAGGGAGCAAGAGCUUUGCCAGAGCCAUGUGUGCACAAGCCAAUGACUGGCAGUCAGCCAAGUCUAUAUAUGAGUUCUCAGCCAAAGACAUCGAUGGAAAUGAAGUUUCUCUGGAGGAAUACAGAGGUUAUGUGUGUAUCAUCACUAACGUGGCCUCUAAAUGAGGUAAAACCCCAGUAAACUACACUCAGUUUGCGGAAAUGCACGCCACGUACACUGAGAAAGGUUUACGCAUCCUGGGCUUCCCAUGUAACCAGUUUGGAAAGCAGGAGCCUGGAACAGAGGCGGAGAUCAAGGAGUUUGCCAAAGGCUACAACGCAGAAUUUGACCUCUUCAGCAAGAUCGACGUGAACGGUGACGGAGCUCAUCCUCUCUGGAAAUGGAUGAAAGAACAGCCAAAAGGCAGAGGAACUCUGGGAAACAACAUCAAAUGGAAUUUCACUAAGUUCCUCAUUGACCGAGAAGGACAGGUUGUAAAGAGAUAUGGGCCAAUGGACGAUCCACGUGUUAUUGAGAAGGAUCUCCCGAAAUACCUGUAGCUGUUUGGAUAAAAUCCGCUCUCCGUCCCGUUUGCUUUGUAAUCACCUCUCUCCCCUCUAGUUGAUAACUGGAUGUUAGCGGGGCGACACCCAGUUCCAUGACGGCCGUUCCUUAAGCCUGUGUUCAGGUGGGAAUGUCCUGAUGACUUCUGGCGUGCAAAUUCACUGGGAACCCCCUCCAAUGUCCAGAUGUGUCACCAGAGUGGAGCUUAAUUCCUUAAAGCCGUGUAUGCACUGAAAUCACACUGACGUACCUGAGGAAGAUUUAAUAAUGUGUAGAGCUGACAAUAAAUUAGUCACAACUUU